Molecule: messenger RNA, 1575 nt
Organism: Naegleria fowleri
Lineage: Eukaryota; Heterolobosea; Eutetramitea; Acrasida; Naegleriidae
Exons: 3
Coding region: 1-1575 (524 amino acids)
Source: RefSeq, a predicted model, not a curated record
AUGACCACCGUUGCUUCUCCUCUUCAUCCUUCAUCCUCUCAUCCUCCUCCUCCUCAACAUCAUCAUCAUCGAGAGAAAGCUUCUUCACGUACAAAAGACCCAUUACUACUGGAAGAAGAAAAGCAAGUUGUACUACUCUCUUCGUUCAUGCCACCCAGAAGUCAAUCCUUCUCUUCGGAAGAAGCAGACGACGACGACGACUCUUCAUCAACCUCCCAUUCCUGUCUCUCUCCAAUCAGCAGCUCUGCCUCUCCUCGGAAUGCAACUACUAUCACCACCACCACCACCAAUACAACAACAACAACAACAACAAUGAAUGGAAUUGAACAACAGCAAUGUCCAGAAUCACCCAUGUACACUCCGGUUGGUGGAUCUCUUCCAGGGUCAUCCUCCGUCGCUUCGAUUCCAUCCUCAUCAUCCAAAUCCAUCCUCAACGCCAAUAGCAAUAACAGUAACACUACAACAAUCAUUACUCAACCAUCAAUCACGUCGUCCUACUCCUCUCCCUUGAAUCAUCAUCACAACUCCAACCUUCAUGUUGCCUUAAUUGCAUCAUCAGCAGCAGCAGCAUCUUCCACCACCAAUCCUUCUUCUUCAAUCCCAAUUACAACAACAACAUCAACUACAUCGAGUACUAAUGGUGAUGGAACCAAGUAUUCGACAGGACAUCCAACUUUAGGAAGGGCUCGUUCCAAUAGUCGUGUGAGUGGUGGCAGUGGUAGUAAUAGUGGAUCUGGUGGUGAGUACAAUGUGCUUCCAAAUCAGAUCAUCAUGUCCAAUUCUUCAUCCACUUCUUCUUCUUCGUUGUCGUCAUUGAAACGUCAUUCUUCAAAUCCUCACUUGACAAGUAUUAACACUACUACCAAUAACAAUAACAACACUACUUCUGCAACAGUUCCUUCCACAACAACAAUUAUUUCAACAACAAAUGCUACUACACCUCAUCAUUCUUCCUCUUUUCACACACCGUUAAGGAGAAAUUCAACAAAAGGCCAUUCAUUUCAAGCAACGACGACGACGACGACAAAACCUCAAAACAAUGAGUAUCGACAAUUUUUGAGACAGACCAUCAAAUUAAAAGAGGCCAAUGAAAUUCGAGUGAGAGGAAUUUCAUUAAAAUAUGAAAUUAAUUAUCAUCCUUUUCUGGACGACGCUAUUGGAAAUAAGGCAUUCGUUGCAGAAAUGACACAAUUGAACAAAUUUCUCAAAAUGCAUCAACCCAAUGCCAAUUAUUGUUGUCUGGGUUUCACUUUCUUUUGUUGUACAUUUGGAUUAUCGUUACUUCCAUUCUUUUAUCAACUUUCUAGUUUCGAAUCAGACGUUCAUGCAUAUUUGAGAAGUCUCAAUAAGAAGUAUGAAUCAAAAGGAUUGAAAUGGGAAUUACAUCCAGCUCAUUUACCAACUGAUGACAGUUAUAUUACCGUGUCACUUGAAAAAGAACUUGAUUCCAAUGUGGUCAUUGAUGAAUCUCUGUUAAUUUCACACGACUCUCACAACAAUAGUUUCAACUCGAGUCAUGGCAAAUUGAACUCAACUGUUGCUUCAGAUUCACACCUUCUGAUGCAUUCCAAAUAA